AACACCUGCAACAGACGGGAAUUCCAUCUGGAUCAGAAGAUGAAGUUUCAGUUCCUGAUUCUGCACCAGAAAUGGCUGAACCCCAGAUAGUUGUGGCUCCUGUGGUAAAAUCAAAGUUGUCUAUUAAAGCACCUGAGUUUUAUCCACCAGGAUACAACCAGAACAUCAAUCAGAUGUAUACGGAUGAUGGCUAUCUGACUUUGACAGAAUAUAUACAAGACUUCCUAAAUCACCUUACCGAGCAGCCAGGUUGUUUUGAAACUGAAAUACAGCAGUUUGCUGAAAUACUGAAUGGCUCUGUCACUGCAGAUGAAGCUUUAAAAGAACUUGUUGAGCUCAUCUAUCAGCAGGCCACAUGUGUUCCAAAUUUUUCGUACAUGGGAGCACGGUUAUGUAACUAUCUGUCUCAACAUCUAACGGUUAGUCCACAAAGCGGGAACUUCAGACAGAUGUUGCUUCAAAG
This is a messenger RNA of Merops nubicus (carmine bee-eater), 463 nucleotides long. Its product is annotated as polyadenylate-binding protein-interacting protein 1-like. The transcript is spliced from 3 exons. Gene Ontology annotation, molecular function: RNA binding; protein binding; translation activator activity. The annotation marks the transcript as partial. NCBI's taxonomy places the organism in Eukaryota, Metazoa, Chordata, Aves, Coraciiformes, Meropidae. Gene Ontology annotation, biological process: regulation of translational initiation. The record is from RefSeq and is a predicted model, not a curated record.